AUGCCUUUCUUUCUUUUUUUUCUUUAUUUAUUAAUUUAUUUUUACGGACUGCCUUUUUUGUACCUUUCUUCCUUUCCUUAUUUAUUUCUUUAUUUAUUUCUACACGCUUUCUUUCUUUCUACAUCCUUCUUUUCUUUCUUUCUUUCUUUUUUCUUUUUUCGACACUUUCCCUUUCUUAAUAUCAUUUUUCUUUCUUUCUUCACGCUAGCUUUCUUUCUUUCCAUCUUUCCUUCAUUUCUUUCCUUCUUUUUACACACUGCCAUUCAUUCUUUCUUUCUAUACUUUCUUUUCUUUGUCUUUCAUCUUACACCUUUCUUUCUUUCUUUUUAUAAACUGCUUUUUUUGUACGUAUUUCUUUCUGCACCAUGCCUUUCUUUCUUUCUUUCUUUCUUUCUUUCUUUCUUUCUUUAUUUAUUUAUUUAUUUAUUUUUACACACUGCCUUUGUCUGUAUUUCUUUCUUUCUAAACCAUAUCUAUCUAUCUAUCUAUCUAUCUAUCUAUCUAUCUAUCUAUCUAUCUUUUUACACAUUGCCUUUCUUUGUAUGUAAUUCUUUCUCGACCAUGCCUAAUUUUCUUUCUUUCUUUCUUUCUUUCUUUCUUUCUUUCUUUCUUUCUUUCUUUCUUUCUAGACGCAAGCUUUCUUUCUUACUAUAUUUAUUUAUAUCUUUCUUUCUUUCUUUCUUUCUUUCUUUCUACCUACCUACCUACCUACCUACCUACCUACAUACAUACAUACAUACAUACAUACAUUUCCCCUUCUUUAUGUUGUUUAUUCUACCCGUUUCUUUCUUUCUUUCUUUCUUUCUUUCUUUUUUUCUUUUACCCCUUUCUUUCUUUCUACCCCUUUCUUUCUUUCUACCCUUUUCUUUCUUUUUUCCUUUCUUUCUUUCCUCUUCUUUAUGUCGUCUAUUCUACCCCGGUUCAUCUUUCUUUCUUUCUUUCUUUAUUUCUUUCUUUCUUUCUUUCUUUUUUUUUACCUACCUACAUACAUACAUACACUUUCCCUUUCUUUAUGUUGUUCAUUCUAACCCUUUCUUUCUUUCUUUCUUUAUGUCGUUCAUUCUACCCUUUUCUUUCCUUCUUUUUCUUUCUUUCCUCUUCUUUAUGUCAUAUAUUCUACCCUUUUUUCUUUCUUUCUUUCUUUCUUUCUUUUUUCUUUUUUCCUUCUUUCUUUUUUUCUUUCUUUUUUCCACGCCUAAAUACGGAUCAGUUAAUCCAUAUUAA
Molecule: messenger RNA, 1224 nt
Organism: Acanthosepion pharaonis
Lineage: Eukaryota; Metazoa; Mollusca; Cephalopoda; Sepiida; Sepiidae
Source: the annotation of a GenBank genome assembly